This is a messenger RNA of Aspergillus vadensis CBS 113365, 710 nucleotides long. RefSeq lists its product as uncharacterized. The record is from RefSeq and is a predicted model, not a curated record. Lineage: Eukaryota; Fungi; Ascomycota; Eurotiomycetes; Eurotiales; Aspergillaceae. The transcript has a single exon. The coding region runs from base 106 to 504 and encodes 132 amino acids.
CUCACAACGGGGUUUACGAGGAAAAGGCGCGAGGGUUCGCCGGCGCCAUGUUUUUGGGGACCCCAGAUUGAUCGACGAUUACUCAAGUCUGGGCGGGAAUGAGGUAUGUUACGCGGUCUGAAAUCCCGAUACCAUCAGGUGUCCAUGAAACAGGGAGAAUUUGAAGGAAAACACAACCAGGCUCGGGUAACAGUCGGCGUAAUAUUACAGACAAGUGACCUCAUCGUCAGCUGCCCCGACGCUAAACUGAAACCGGAGUUUCCAUUACCCAACGCGAAUAUCAUGAGUGGCAGAAAGAUCCCUUGGACCAGCCAGCAAAAGGGCCUCUGUCCCUCUCUUUCCAGGGCAUCAAUGACCAUCUCCAACUCAGCACUGCAUUCUCGCCCUCUGACUACCCGCUUCCGCGGAGAUCCUCAUGGUUACAAUGUAGGAGACCUCGUUUUGCGUGCCGACUUUUCCAGCUCUCCUCAGUGCUGGCCGGAUGGCCCCAUCUUAGUAUUUUAAUCUCGAGGAACCCCAUAAUGGCCUUGUCCACUCGCUCUUCGUCUGUUUCAAACCUCCAAUGGGAUUUCUCGGUUUAUAUUUAGCUUCUCUGUCACCUCCUGUCAAUCCACGUAGUCCAAGGUAGGUUUUUGUCCUCGCGGCCCCCCUGACAUGGACCCGUCGGGACUCCAUUUAAUCAAACUGAUGCCUGGUCGCUUGAUGGGUGU